AUGGCAUCACCAGCCCUGCCCAGUCAGCACCGGGCCCUCGUCCUCGAAACUCUUGAAGGAGGAUUCUCGGUCAAAACUGUCCCAACUCCAAAACCAGAUGCCGGUAGCGCCGUCGUACGCAUCCUUGAAGCCGGCGUGAUCUCAUAUCAUCGUGAGAUCUAUAAUGGAGAGCGAAAGUAUGAGUUCCCGAAGCCUCUGGUCGGGGGAUUGAGUGCCAUAGGACGCAUCGCCGCCGUGGGCCCAGAUGCCGUGGUGCUAAACCCUGGCCAGCUCGUCUGGGUAGAUUGUGUAAUCCACGCCCGAGACAACCCCGACUCUCUGUUUCUCAGCGCUAUACACGAGGGCAGUGACGCUGGAAGUCGGAAAUUGAGUAGCGAUGUCUGGCGCGAUGGAGCGUUCGCCGAGUACAUGAAGGUGCCACUCGAGAAUUGCAUCCAGCUAGACGAAAACAGGCUGUGUUCGGAGCUGGGAUACACCACUCGCGAGUUGAUGUAUAUGAUGUACCUACUGGUGCCGUUCGGCGGCCUGAGGGAUAUCCGCCUCGAACCCGGUGAGACGAUCGUUGUGUCUCCUGCGACUGGCGGCUUUGGUGGUGCGGGUGUUCAGGUCGCAAUAACAAUGGGGGCAAGGGUGAUUGCUAUGGGGAGAAACGAAAAGGAGCUGGCCAGGUUAAAGAAGCAUAUCAAGAAUGGGACACCAGGAGCCAACAUCGAAACCGUCAAGAUCAUAGGGAAUUAUGAAGCCGAUGUCGCGUCACUGCAAGCUUUCGGGACCAUCGACGCCGUCAUCGACCUCACACCUCCUUAUGCAUGCAAAACGACGCACCUGAAGAGUGCCAUUCGCUCCUUGCGUCGAGGGGGUCGGUGCAGUAUGAUGGGCUACGUCGAAGACGUGAUGAAUUGGAACGUCAUGGCCCUGAACCAAACGUUGAAAGGGAAGUUGAUGUAUGAGAGGGAGGACAUUGUGCUGUUUGUUAAGAUGUUGGAGCGAGGCAUGUUCCCUCGUGGAAAGAACCUCGUGGAUCCCAAGGUGUUUAAGACGGAGGAGUGGAAGGAAGCACUUGAUGCAGCAGCGGAAUGGACAGGGCUUGGUAAGACAGUUAUGAUUGAGCCAUGA
Messenger RNA from Fonsecaea nubica, 1116 nucleotides. RefSeq lists its product as hypothetical. NCBI's taxonomy places the organism in Eukaryota, Fungi, Ascomycota, Eurotiomycetes, Chaetothyriales, Herpotrichiellaceae. The record is from RefSeq and is a predicted model, not a curated record. Bases 1 to 1116 code for a protein of 371 amino acids. The transcript has a single exon.